Punica granatum (pomegranate) is the source of this 2585-nucleotide messenger RNA. Lineage: Eukaryota; Viridiplantae; Streptophyta; Magnoliopsida; Myrtales; Lythraceae. The record is from RefSeq and is a predicted model, not a curated record.
UUGAAACGUCGUUUCUUGAUGACAUAGCCACUCCCAUGACCUCUCUACCCCGGCGGCUGAAGGACCUUCUCCGCUCCCCCACUGCCAUCAGAACCCGCUUGGCGGCCAAGCAGCUGCACGCCCAGCUCAUCAAGCACAAGGGCUUCCUCUCCGUCCACACCCCCACCAUCCUCUCCAUCUACGCCUCCCUCAACCUCCUCCACGACUCCAUCCUCCUCUUCGACGCCCUCCGCCGUUACUACCCUUCUGCCACCGCCCUCGCCUGGAAGUCCGUCAUCAGAUGCUGCGCCUCGAGCGGUCUCUCCGACCGGGCAGUGAGAUACUUCGCCCAAAUGCGGGCUUCCGGGAAGUGCCCGGAUCAGAGAGUGUUCCCCGCCGUGCUCAAGUGCUGUACUUUGCUGAGGGACCCAAAGCUUGGUGAGGCUGUCCAUGGAUGUGUGAUCAAGGUUGGUGUGGACGGGUAUUUGUAUACCGGAAACGCCCUCAUGAAUAUGUAUGCGAAGUUUCAGGGCAUGGUUGGAUUGGAAAAUCAGGCUCUCGAGCUGUUCGAUGAAAUGCAUGAACUGGAGCGAAGUUUUUUGACGGGGAAUGAGUCUGAGCCAGUGGAUGAAUCUGAGAAAUGUGUUUUGAGUAAUGAGUCGAAUGAUGGUUUGAAACUUAGAAGUGAUGCACUUGAUUCGAGCAAUCAGGCUACUGUGACUGCUAACAGGAUAUGUUUGUGGAAGGAUAAUGUAAGGAAGGUGUUUGAUACGAUGCCGAUAAGGGAUGUUGUUUCCUGGAAUACAGUGAUUGCUGGCAAUGCCCAGAACGGGCUUUAUGAGGAAGCUCUGAUGAUGGUGAGGGAGAUGGUGGACACGAAUCUCCGACCCGACGCCUUCACUUUGUCCAGCAUCCUGCCCAUAUUUGCAGACUACGUCGAUGUAAAUAAGGGAAAGGAGAUCCACGGUUACGCCAUAAGGCACAGAUUUGACUCGGACAUGUUCAUAGGCAGUAGCUUGAUUGACAUGUAUGCAAAGUGCAGCCGAGUGGAGGAUUCCCUCCAAGUCUUCAAACUGUUGCCUCGAAGAGACAGUAUCUCGUGGAACUCGGUCAUUGCUGCCUGCAUGCAAAAUUUGAUGUUCGAUGAGGGCCUGAAGUACUUUCGGCAUAUGAUAAAUUAUGGAGUGAAGUUGAUGCCCGCUGCGUUCUCCAGUGUGCUACCUGCUUGUGCUCACUUGACUACUUUACAUUUGGGAAAGCAGCUUCAUGGCUACAUCACUCGGGUUGGUUUGGACGAUAACAUCUUCAUCGCGAGCUCUCUGGUCGACAUGUAUGCAAAGUGUGGUAAGAUUGAGCAGGCUCGGUGCAUAUUUAAUCGAAUGGAGCGGCAUGACAUGGUCUCAUGGACUGCCAUGAUGAUGGGAUGUGCCCUGCAUGGGCAUGCGCAUGAUGCGAUUUCCUUGUUUAAGCAUAUGGAAGCAGAUGGAGUGAGACCCAAUUAUGUGGCUUUCAUUGCCGUUUUGACUGCUUGUAGCCAUGCAGGACUUGCCGAAGAAGCCCGGGAGUAUUUUGAUAGCAUGACCCGCGACUAUGGUAUUUCCCCCGGGUUAGAACACUAUGCCGCAAUGGCAGAUCUUCUUGGUCGAGCAGGAAAGUUGCAAGAAGCAUAUGAACUUAUCGCAAGUAUGCAAUUUGAGCCGCCGGGUGGUGUAUGGUCGGCUCUAUUGGCUGCUUGCAGAGUCCACAAGAAUGUUGAAUUGGCUGAAAAUGUGGUCGAGAAAAUAAUCAGGGUCGACCCUGAGAAUAUUGGAGCCCUGGUUAUCAUGUCAAACAUAUACUCUGCGGCUAAAAGAUGGAAAGACGCUGCGAGGGUUAGAAUCAUGAUGAAGGAGAUGGGGUUUAGGAAGAAACCAGCUUGCAGUUGGAUCGAGGUUAGAAACAAGGUCCACGCAUUCAUAGCAGGAGAUAAUUCCCAUCCCCUUUAUGACAAAAUAAAUGAAGCGCUGGGGGUCCUUUCAGAUCAGAUGGAGAGAGAAGGCUAUGUUCCUGAUUUAAGCGAGGUUCUUCAUGAUAUGGGAGACGAGGAGAAGAGGCGGUCAUUGCAGAACCACAGUGAGAGAUUAGCGAUCGCGUUUGGGAUCAUCAGUACUCCCCCGGGGACCACGAUCCGAAUAAUAAAGAACAUCAGAGUGUGCCUUGACUGCCAUGUGGCAAUCAAGUUUAUAUCGAAGAUAGUCGGGAGGGAGAUCAUCGUGAGGGAUAAUAGCCGGUUCCACCAUUUUAAGGAUGGGAAGUGCUCCUGUGGUGAUUACUGGUGACAUGAACAAACAUGACAGGAAAGCUGUACUCUUUGGUUCUGCUGAAUUAAGAGCGGUCAUGGAUAAAGAUUUACAUCAAUCUAGUCCGUCAAUGGAUAGCGGUUUUGAGAAUACUGUAAAGUUGAUGUUGCAUUAAUUAUAAGGAGAGCGACUACGCACCAACUUAAGAGGCAUGUGGCUGCAUAAAGAAGUAUGAUCGAGAUUCUUCUCUUAUGAUUUGUAGAUUUUGUACGCCGUCCACAAUAUUCAUUUGCUGAGCCAAAAUAGAAAUUUUACUUCACGCUCAAA